Molecule: messenger RNA, 2463 nt
Organism: Spinacia oleracea (spinach)
Lineage: Eukaryota; Viridiplantae; Streptophyta; Magnoliopsida; Caryophyllales; Amaranthaceae
Product: probable inactive receptor kinase At4g23740
Exons: 4
Coding region: 406-2262 (618 amino acids)
Biological process (GO): protein phosphorylation
Molecular function (GO): protein binding; protein kinase activity; ATP binding
Source: RefSeq, a predicted model, not a curated record
CAUGUUGACUUCCCUCCCUCUCGUCGGUGAACUAUUUAACGACCAUUUUCAGUUGUCCCAACCCAAUUCUCCCACUCCACAAGUCCACACUCCACUCCACUCAACUCAACUCAACUCACUUACCCACUUUCUCUCUCCUCCUCCACUAAACCCUCACUUACCUAAAAAGUUCUUCCAACAUAAUCAUUCCUUUUUCCAUCUUAAUCAUCAUUAAUUCCUCAUUAACCUUGUCAAUUCACUAAAAAAUCCACUUUAAUUACCUCAUUUAGUCGUACUAAUUCAUCAUUUCGCCAUUGUUGACUCAGAUCUGAGAUGAUGAAGAAAAAGCAAGGUCUUUGAGGUGGAGAAACAAGCAAAAUUUCAGCAACCCCAGAAAAAACCCAGCAAGGAAAGAGGAGAGAGAAAAUGAGGGGUGUUUCAAUUUUUUAUGCUGUUUUUAUGGUGUUGUUUUCUGGGUUGUUUAAUUAUGAGGUAAAUGCUAGUUUACUUGAUGAUGAUAAGAAAGCAUUGAUGGAUUUUGUUGGUAAAGUACCACAUUUACAUGUUCUUAAUUGGAGUGAGAGCACUUCAAUCUGUAGUAAUUGGACUGGUAUUACUUGUAAUGCCGACUCGACUCGGGUAAUCUCGGUCCGACUGCCGGCUGUUGGGUUUAACGGGGAGAUUCCGGGUGAUACUAUUAGUAGGUUAUCAGCCUUGCAGAUAUUGAGCUUAAGAGAGAAUGGUAUUAGUGGUACAUUUCCUAGUGAUUUUGCUAAUUUGAAGAACUUGUCUAUGUUGUUUCUUCAGUUUAAUAACUUUUCUGGUCCUUUGCCUAGUGAUUUUUCUACUUGGGAGAAUAUGAGUGUGCUUAAUUUGUCGAAUAAUCGUUUUAAUGGGAGUAUACCUAAGUCGAUUUCAAGUCUGAACUUGCUUUCGGCUUUGGAUCUUUCUAACAAUUCUAUCUCUGGUGAGGUUCCUGACUUGGGGUUACCAAAUUUGCAAGUGUUAAACUUGUCGAAUAAUAAUCUUAAUGGCAUAGUCCCGAAGUCGUUGCAAAGGUUUCCUAAGUCUGCGUUUUUAGGGAAUGAUGUUGAUUUAGUGAAUUCUUUGGUUGAGCAGUCUGAUCUGUCGCCCAUUCCUGGUGGUAGGCUGAUUAAGCCAAGGAAUUGGUGGAGGCAGGCUUGGUUCUUGGCAAUUGUAAUUGCAUGUGGUGUUCUGGGGAUUGUAGCAUUUGGGUUUUUGUUCUUUGCUUGUUGUUUAAGAAGAAAGGAUGAUGAUGGUUUUACUGGGAAAUUUCCUAAGGGAAGCAGGUCCCCUGAGAAAGCAACCUCAGGUUGUCAGGAUUCAAAGAAUAGGCUCGUGUUCUUCGAGGGUUGUAAUUAUGCUUUUGAUUUGGAAGAUCUGUUGAGGGCUUCUGCUGAAGUUUUGGGGAAGGGGACUUUUGGUAUGUCUUAUAAGGCGAUUUUGGAGGAUGCGAAUGUUGUGGUUGUCAAGAGGCUGAAAGAGGUAAGCGCUGGGAAAAAGGAGUUCGAACAACAAAUGGAAUUGAUCGGUAGCAUUAGGCAUGAAAAUGCAGUUGCACUUCGAGCUUAUUACUACUCAAGGGAUGAAAAGUUAAUGGUGAAUGAUCACUGCAGCGAGGGGAGUAUCUCUGCGAUGUUACACAAUCAAAGAGGAGAAGAUAGGAUUCCCUUGGACUGGGAAACACGGUUGAGAAUAGCCAUAGGAGCAGCAAGAGGAAUUGCUCACAUCCACUCAGUCAACGGGGGGAAAUUCGUGCACGGUAACAUUAGGUCUUCAAACAUCUUCUUCAACUCCCAGAAAUAUGGUAGUGUUUCAGAUUUCGGAUUAGCUACAGUAAUGACUCCAUUAGCUCCACCUAUCUCUCGAGCUGCUGGUUAUAGAGCUCCUGAAGUGACAGACACACGGAAGGCAACCCAAGCAUCAGAUGUUUACAGUUUUGGAGUAUUCUUACUCGAGCUUCUUACUGGAAAAUCACCCGUCCAUGCAACUGGGGGUGACGAACUAGUGCAUUUGGUGAGGUGGGUUCAUUCAGUAGUACGAGAGGAAUGGACUGCUGAAGUCUUUGACCUCGAGAUCCUGAGAUAUUCUCAUGUUGAAGAAGAGAUGGUAGAGAUGUUGCAGAUUGCUCUUACUUGUGUAGCCAGGGUCCCAGAUCAGAGACCCAGAAUGACCGAUCUUUUGAAGAUGAUUGAGGAUGUACGGAAUUCUCUUGCAGAGGUUCACCCUGAAACGACUUCCGCACCAAGUCCACCACAUUAGCUGUUAAACACGGCCAAAAUCAGAUGGAACUCUGGAAAUAGUAGGUUUGUAGAAGACAUGUUAUAGUGCCCUUUUUUUUUGUUAUUACCUAUUCUGGUUGUUUUGUGAUGGUUGUUGUAAGUUGUAACUUGUAUUUCUCAUUUCAAGCUGUAUUGAAAUGUGUUAUUUGUCAUUAAAUUACUGAAUAUCCUAGUUUUAUUA